AUGAUCCUUCAGCCACCCAUGGAGCUGGGCCAUCCAACUGGGGCCCAGAAAGACCCCGGGGGUCUGGAGGAGCAUUAAGACUCUCUUCAGAAGCACUUCAAGUCUGAGGAGAACAUGGUCUCCCAUUUUUCCCACCUCAGCCUGGAUAAUGAUCACCCCUACUAUGGUCCAUCAGUAGCUUUCUCCAUGAGCACCCCAGCCCCACCUGUGAUCAGGCCUUUGGAAGAUUCUCUUCACUCAACUGGGGAUCUUGGGGUCCUCUGCCCCAGCCUCCUGCUGGCCCUGAAUUCCCACUCAGAGCUACUUCUCUGGCAGUAUCCAGGAAAUCAAAUCCCAGAAACCCUUCAGUUGUUGAGACUGAGGGGCUCCCAGGUAUACCGAAACCACAACCUCCAUAGUGGGGUGGCAAUGGAGCUCUGA
Dromiciops gliroides (monito del monte) is the source of this 420-nucleotide messenger RNA. Its product is annotated as host cell factor C1 regulator 1-like. The record is from RefSeq and is a predicted model, not a curated record. NCBI's taxonomy places the organism in Eukaryota, Metazoa, Chordata, Mammalia, Microbiotheria, Microbiotheriidae.